AUGUAUGAAGUGGAGUACACAGAAAUACUGCAGAGGAUAGCAGAGACCCUGCAGAAAGAAGAAAGGAAGAACUGGCUGGAAAGAGAGUGCGCACUUUUAAGCCUAUUUACCAGACUAGAAAUAAUCACAAUAAAAAACAGAACAGAAAAGACAGAGCAAAUGGUAAGACACACAGAGAUAGUCAAAAGAAUAGCAGAGAUCGUGUUAAGGAGCAAAGACGCCCGGAGAAACAACAAACUGAUAGGAAUAAUAAAUAACCCAUUCUAA
This is a messenger RNA of Nematocida minor, 267 nucleotides long. RefSeq lists its product as uncharacterized. Bases 1 to 267 code for a protein of 88 amino acids. The transcript has a single exon. The record is from RefSeq and is a predicted model, not a curated record. Lineage: Eukaryota; Fungi; Microsporidia.